Molecule: messenger RNA, 1203 nt
Organism: Cucumis melo (muskmelon)
Lineage: Eukaryota; Viridiplantae; Streptophyta; Magnoliopsida; Cucurbitales; Cucurbitaceae
Product: zinc finger protein ZAT5-like
Exons: 2
Coding region: 219-1010 (263 amino acids)
Source: RefSeq, a predicted model, not a curated record
AUUAAGAUAGACAGCUAACUCAGAUUCACUGUUCUUUUUGUUGUCAUUUUGACUUCAAUAUAUAUAUAUAUAUAUAUAUAUAUAUAUAUAUAUACAUAUAUAUAUAUAUAUAUAUAUGACACAAAUGUGUAUAUGGAAGUGGGCGAAGAAGAUGAGAAAUAUUUGAUAGCAAAAGAAAAGAUCAGAGAAGAAGUUAUAAGACUCAGAAAUUGGAGAUCAUGGGUCCCAAUUAUUUGAGUGAAUUAUUGCCAAAUAAUUGUGAGGUUAUUGGUGAAUAUCACACCUUCUUAAAUCUCUCUUCUCCAUCUAAUUCUUCCAAUAUUGGUCGAGACGAUGGUGGCAACGACAACGAAGACGAAGAUAUGGCGAAUUGUCUAAUCCUUCUUGCUCAAGGUGAACCUGCAGCUUCUCAACCAUCUUCUUUUUCCUUGGGAAAAUUCAUCGGAGACCCGGAAGGGCAAAAUGGUGCGAGCAAGGCAGCCGAUUGUUGUGCCUACAAAUGCAAAACCUGCCGCCGAACAUUCCCAUCGUUUCAAGCCCUCGGUGGCCACCGGUCGAGCCACACCCACAAGAACACCGCCAUUACCGCCACCGCCCUCGACCAUAAACCCAUCUCCAGUACAUCGCCGGCCAAUAAACAGCACGAACAACGAUUCAAUUACAACAACAACGUUUCAAACCAAUUGGAUCAGGUUCGUAUGAGCCGAAGCGAUUAUUACAACAAUUUCAAAUCCUCCAAUAAUUAUAGAAUUAAGGUCCAUGAGUGCUCUGUUUGUGGCGCCGAUUUCAUUUCCGGCCAAGCCCUCGGCGGUCACAUGAGACGCCACCGCCGUGGCUGCGGUGGAACUUCGAGAGAUUCUAGUGAGAUUGACCGUCGUUGUUCUAAAAAGCAGAGAAGUAAUUUGUUGUGUUUGGAUUUGAAUCUCAAUCUUCCGGCACCUGAAAAUGAUAAAAGAGAGAACUUGGGUGUUGCAAUGGGUGCCACGAAUUUGGUGGACUGCCAUUACUGAGAACAUUGAGCAUUUUUGCAUAUUGAAUGUAUGAUUUCUAAAUGAAAAAUAUUAUGUGUAUUUGAUAUAUUUAUAAUUCCAAACCUGAUCGAAAAGCAUACAAGUAGAUACAAUCCCAAAACUGUGUCUAGCGAAACCAGUUAAGAAUUACGUACAAAUUGAACUUAAAAAUCGAUCCAUUCAAACUAAUAAA